Exophiala oligosperma is the source of this 1337-nucleotide messenger RNA. RefSeq lists its product as uncharacterized. The transcript has 5 exons. The record is from RefSeq and is a predicted model, not a curated record. Lineage: Eukaryota; Fungi; Ascomycota; Eurotiomycetes; Chaetothyriales; Herpotrichiellaceae. Bases 1 to 1152 code for a protein of 383 amino acids.
AUGGGGAGCGUUCGGGCGGCAGCAGAGCAGGUUCGAGGAGCCAUGGUUGGGAUCGAUAGAGCUGCUUCUCGUCAGGUUCAAAGUCUAGCUUACGAAGCAGUAUUGUUUCGACCGAGACAUGGAACGACAUGCUGGGCGUGCGCGGGACCUGCUUUUCGAUUCCGGAAAGGUAUAAUAAGGUCUGGCGGGGUCGCCUUGGGUCUGAUGAAUCGGCGUUCUGUCUCGACUACUGCUACUACCUCGUCGUCCUUUUCGGUACCCCAUACACUUACGAAUACGGGUCAUCAUACGCAUCCUCACUCACGGCCUUGUUUUGUGCUUACCCGCGUAGCAGCACCACGACCACAGCCACAACAGUCCCAGAAACGAUACCUUCGACUUGCACCUGGUCCAGGACAGAAAUCGGACAGACCCAAAAUGGCACCACCUUUCAAUGAUCUGAAAUACUAUACUGCCGCGACACCGAACGGUCUCAAGCCGGCCAUUCUUUUGGAGGAACUCGGAUUGAAGUAUGAGACCAAGAGUAUCGAUUUCAGGAGCAAUGAACAAAAAGAGCCGUGGUUCAUCGAGAUCAACCCGAACGGAAGGAUCCCCGCCCUCAAGGAUGGCGAAAUGAGGGUCUUUGAGUCGGGCGCCAUCAUGUUGUACCUGACAGACAUGUACGACAAGGGUAAACAAUUCACGUAUGAGUUGGGUACUGAGGAUUACUAUGAGAUGAUGUCUUGGUUGAUGUUCCAAAUGGGUGGUAUCGGUCCUAUGAUGGGCCAAGCGAACCACUUCCGCGCGAUGGCGCCAGUGUACUCGGCCUACGGCAUCAAGAGAUACAUCGACGAGACCAAACGUUUAUUUUCGGUCCUGGAAAUCCGACUGUCCAAGGCGGACUGGUUGGCCGGCGACAAGUACACCAUCGCCGACAUGGCCAACUUCUCCUGGGUCAGGGGAGGUCCGAUGUUUCUGGACAUCGACAUGACCGAGUAUCCCGGCGUGGACAAGUGGAUGAAGAGGAUCUCCGAGAGACCGGCCGUGGACAAGGCGAAAAAGGUCGGUGCGGCCCUCUCCGAGGACCAGCUCAAGGAGAUGAUCACCGGCAUGAAGGCCAAGAUGGAUGCAAAGAAAGGUACGGCCGAAGAGGAAGGAUCGUCCAAGGUUUAGACUUAGAGGCGUGUUUCGCUGUGAGUCAGCCUUUCAUUUUUCUAGAGCGUGAGAGAGUUUGGAAAAAGAGUGGCUCAUACAAUGGUUACCUAGAUCUAGAUGACUCACGAGGAACACUUUUGACUUCUACAUCCUGUAGUGUCAAUAACUGCAUAGACAGCUCACCUAAUCAAGGCAUCUCUUUC